AUGGUCAGCAUUCUGAAGCAUCAAGAUGCGAUCGAUGAUUGCACAAACUUGUUGAAAGUGCGACUGGACAAAUUUGCCAAAACAAACGAAGAGGUAGAUCUGGGGCUUUGGCUCGAACUAUUUGCUCAUGAUGUAAUUGGGCACAUCCUUUUCGGCCACUCCUUUGGUUUCUUGGAGAAAGGUACACAUGUGGAUUCCUUUAUUGAAUCUGUACACAACGCUGCCCCGCUUCUUGCUUUCAGUACUGCGGCACCGACCUACAUGCGCAGCAUCAUCAUGCUGGCCGCCAUGUGUGUUCCUAGUAAUUUGAAGCAGUUCAAAGGCGUACAAGCUACCGUGGUGGAAGCUAAACGCCAGACACAACUUCGACUACAACGCUCGGCAGAAGCGGACGAUCAGAGUCAAGACAUCCUUGCUCAGCUCCUGCGUAAAGUGGGACAGAAAGAUAGUGAAGCUUGGUUCACACACAAAGAAGUCACACUGGAGUCUUGGGCUGGUAUUAUGGCUGGCGCUGAUUCUGUCGCCGUCAACUUGAGGGCAGUUUUAUACUACCUUAUAAGGACGCCCGAUGCCAUGUCUAAAGCGACCCAGGAACUACAGACCCAGCGACACCUCCUCAGCACACCUGUCAGCUUCGCAGAAUCAACGAAGCACCUACCGUAUAUCAGUGCGUGCAUUAAAGAAGCCUCUCGCCUUUUCCCAAGUACCGGAUUCAACAUGAGUCGUAUAGCUCCUGCACAGGGUAUUACCCUGUCUGGCGUCUACAUCCCGGCUGGAUACCACGUCGGUAUCAAUCCGCAGAUAAUACAAUACGACAAGAAGCUCUUCGGCGAAGACGCUUUGGAGUUUCGACCAGAGCGCUGGCUAGAGAGCGAGGCCAGAAAAUUUGAGAUGGAAAGGGGGAUGCUGCUGUUCGGUGCAGGAAAGAGAACAUGUAUCGGGAAGAACGUAAGUUUCCUACGAGAGAUACAUUGUACUAAGAUCGCCUCUUCUGUUGGUAUACUGAUCACACAUCUUCCUUAG
This is a messenger RNA of Alternaria infectoria, 1023 nucleotides long. RefSeq lists its product as uncharacterized. The record is from RefSeq and is a predicted model, not a curated record. The transcript has a single exon. Lineage: Eukaryota; Fungi; Ascomycota; Dothideomycetes; Pleosporales; Pleosporaceae. Gene Ontology annotation, molecular function: heme binding; monooxygenase activity; oxidoreductase activity, acting on paired donors, with incorporation or reduction of molecular oxygen. Bases 1 to 1023 code for a protein of 340 amino acids.